This is a messenger RNA of Tupaia belangeri chinensis (Chinese tree shrew), 1921 nucleotides long. It is a transcript of the gene MAPKAPK5, whose product is annotated as MAPK activated protein kinase 5. NCBI's taxonomy places the organism in Eukaryota, Metazoa, Chordata, Mammalia, Scandentia, Tupaiidae. Gene Ontology annotation, biological process: protein phosphorylation. The record is from RefSeq and is a predicted model, not a curated record. Bases 343 to 1581 code for a protein of 412 amino acids. Gene Ontology annotation, molecular function: ATP binding; protein kinase activity. The transcript is spliced from 15 exons.
CGGGCAGCUUCGCAACCUCCGCUACUCCCGGCCUUGGGGGCCCCGCGGAGUAUGUCGGAGGAGAGCGAUAUGGAGAAAGCCAUUAAGGGAAUGGGUUCCAGAGGCUCCGGCUCCUUCCCAUUGGUUCUUACAAAGUGUGCUGCUCUGGGUGGAGCAGGCUGGCGCUUCAGUUGAACCCAGGAAACCUCGAUUUUAGAAGAAUACAGUAUCAACUGGACUCAGAAACUGGGAGCUGGAAUUAGUGGUCCAGUUAGAGUCUGUGUGAAGAAAUCUACUCAAGAACGGUUUGCACUGAAAAUCCUUCUCGAUCGUCCAAAAGCUAGAAAUGAAGUACGUCUACACAUGAUGUGUGCCACACACCCAAAUAUAGUUCAGAUUAUUGAAGUGUUUGCUAACAGUGUACAGUUUCCUCAUGAAUCCAGCCCCAGGGCUCGACUCUUAAUUGUAAUGGAGAUGAUGGAAGGGGGAGAGCUAUUUCACAGAAUCAGCCAGCACCGGCACUUUACAGAGAAGCAAGCCAGCCAAGUAACAAAGCAGGCAAGUCAACCCCAGAUAGCUUUGGCUCUACAGCACUGUCACUUGUUAAACAUUGCACACAGAGACCUCAAGCCUGAAAAUCUGCUUUUCAAGGAUAACUCUUUGGAUGCUCCAGUUAAGUUGUGUGACUUUGGAUUUGCCAAAAUUGACCAAGGUGACUUGAUGACACCCCAGUUCACCCCUUACUAUGUAGCACCUCAGGUCCUGGAGGCACAGAGAAGGCAUCAAAAGGAGAAGUCUGGCAUCAUACCUACCUCGCCAACGCCCUAUACUUACAACAAGAGCUGUGACUUGUGGUCUCUAGGAGUGAUUAUCUAUGUGAUGCUGUGUGGAUACCCUCCUUUCUACUCCAAGCACCACAGCCGGACUAUCCCGAAGGACAUGCGGAGAAAGAUCAUGACAGGCAGUUUCGAGUUCCCAGAGGAAGAGUGGAGCCAGAUCUCAGAGAUGGCCAAAGAUGUUGUGAGGAAACUCCUAAAGGUCAAACCAGAGGAAAGACUAACCAUCGAGGGAGUGUUGGAUCACCCUUGGCUCAACUCAACUGAGGCUCUGGAUAAUGUGCUACCCUCUGCUCAACUGAUGAUGGAUAAGGCGGUGGUUGCAGGAAUCCAGCAGGCUCAUGCGGAGCAACUGGCCAACAUGAGAAUCCAGGACUUGAAAGUCAGCCUCAAACCCCUGCACUCCGUGAACAACCCCAUUCUGAGGAAGAGGAAGUUACUUGGCACCAAGCCAAAGGACGGUGUUUAUAUCCACGACCAUGAGAAUGGAGCCGAGGAUUCAAAUGUUGCCUUGGAAAAGCUUCGAGAUGUGAUUGCUCAGUGUAUUCUCCCCCAGGCUGGUAAAGGAGAGAAUGAAGAUGAGAAGCUGAAUGAAGUAAUGCAGGAGGCUUGGAAGUAUAACCGGGAAUGCAAACUCUUAAGAGAUACUCUGCAGAGCUUCAGCUGGAAUGGUCGUGGAUUCACAGAUAAAGUAGAUCGACUAAAACUGGCAGAAAUCGUAAAGCAAGUGAUCGAAGAGCAAACUACGUCCCAUGAAUCCCAAUAAUGAAACUUUGUUUUUUAACAAUUUGAAAAAUUAUUCUUUAAUGUAUAAAAUAAUUUUUAUGUAAAUUAAUAAAUCAUAAUUUCAUUUCCACAUUGCUUAAAGUUGCUAUAUAGUUUUAAAGUACAGGAUUAACUAAUAAUGUAGUCACUGUUCGUUUUUAAGAAAAGCUCAGUUCCUAGAGAUAUACUAUUACUUUAGGACUGUUUAGUCACUUAUUUGUAAAACAACAGAUGGUAUUGUCAAGCAGGAUUGCUUUAUUUGUAAUAAAGUAUACAAAACCACUUGCCAGAGGUAGGACCAACUAUACCGACCUUUCUGCUUAGUAAACAGUUGAAUGAAG